AGAUGGCAGGCGGGAGUCGCUUCUCUUGGCUGUCUCUCUCGGUCCGUUGGUCCAUCCCGGUUCCCAUUGUCUCUCCUUUUUUCACUCCUUGAAGACAACCCCGAGACGGCAAACUAAAGUUAGUCGUUAUUUGGCUCAUUUUGCGCAUCACGUUUGGGAGACUUCCCUCGAAAAGAAAUUUCACCAGGCUCCUUUCUGCCUGAAAUUUGGACUUGCCUAAUUUUCUUGUCUUUUUAAAAUAUUUAUAUCGUUGAAACGUCUUCAUUAUAAGGCUGCUAAUGAACCGGACGACGUCUGAGGGUUCUGGUUGAACUGGUGGUGUGGACCUGAUGGGGAGAUGAACCAGAGGAGGGGGACUCAUUAUCCACAAGAGCCACUAUAAUCAUCUUCCAGUGACUGUUGACAUAUCCAAACACCCUGGCGACACAUUUGGUCACCAUUGUCUCAGCGGAUAAAAACACAAAAUUGAGAAUCAAAAACUAAGACACGGCGCUGGAUAACAGACCUUGGGGCUUUAGGGAAGGAUGUUGCCGCUACAUGCCCGCUACGUCCCUUGAGAGAGGAGGAAAGGAGCUCGUCUGUGAGAAGAGCCAGGGACCACUUUUACUUGUUUUCUCCACCCUGAAACAAAUUAGGCUCUCACAAUCAGCCAAAUGCAAGAAGCGCUUAAUCGGAUUAUUAACGAAGAGAAAUAAUCCGGGGAAUAUAUCCAUCUAAUAUCAUCAUCUCUGUGUUUAUUUAUUCAGCAUCAAAGUGGCUGCUGUUCAAUACUGUGUUGGUUAAACACUAAUGAGGAUGCGAAUAAUCGAGGUGGACUUCAAGUGGACUAACUAGUCCAGCAGGUGAUGCCUAGAUAAGUGGACCCUGCGUGGACACUAAAGUUAGUGUUUUUACAAAUCAGGUUAUUUUGAUUUGUGAGAGCAAAGAAAUUAUAUAUCGGAAUAAAUUCGUUGUCAGCUAAAAUGCAGCACAGCCGCUAAUAAAUCAAGCUGCCAAAGUGUGGAUACAUAGAACAGUUUGGGGACUUAAAUCUGAGGCUUUGAUCUCUGUGUGUUGGAAAUCCAGGGAACCACUUGAGGCUGUUAGCAGCUUUUCCACCUGAAUGAAGUAGUCACCUUUGAUUCUCUUGAGCCCCAGAGAGCGCAGGGGCUGCGCUCUGCCCUGUGAGGCCGGUCAGCGAGAGCUUCUACCUGGGCUGCCGGCCAGCCAGACGAGCCCUCGGGGGUGGUGGGGGGGUGGGGGGUCUUUUGGAUUUUGGAUUGUGAAGGAGAGAUUUGGAAGUUAUCCAGAGUUUCUGCUCCACGUGGACUGCAGCAGAUUGGGAGCAGGACAUCAUGGGAUGCUGUAGUGGCAGGUGCACCUUGGCCUUCAUCUGUGGCAUGCAGCUGGUCAGUGUGUUGGAGCGCCAGGUGAUUGAUUUCCUGGGCUACCAGUGGGCUCCCAUCCUGACCAACUUCCUACACAUCAUCAUCGUCAUCCUGGGCCUGUUCGGCACUAUUCAGUUCAGGCCGAGAUAUGUCACUGGAUACGCAGCUUGGCUCGUCGUAUGGAUGACCUGGAAUGUUUUCAUCAUUUGUUUUUACCUGGAGGUUGGAGAUCUCUCUAGAGACUCUGACCUUGUCUUGACGUUCAACUUGUCCAUGCAUCGCUCUUGGUGGAUGGAGAAUGGCCCAGGGUGCAGGGUGACACCCAUCACCCCUCCUCCCUCCUGGGCACCUGAAGACCACCGAUAUAUAUCUAUAUCUGGCUGUCUGAUGGAUUUUCAGUUCAUCGAGGUGGCUCAUUCCUCACUGCAGAUACUUCUGGCUUUGGUGGGGUUUAUCUACGCCUGUUAUGUGGUCAAGCUCAUUUCUGAAGAAGAGGAUAGCUUUGAUUUUAUAGGAGGAUUUGACUCGUAUGGUUACCAGGGCCCUCAAAAGACCUCCCAUCUUCAGUUACAGCCCAUGUACAUGUCAAAAUAAACCUGGAAGCGUCUCCUGAAGAGCUGCCUUACCAACGAUCACUGCUUAAAACCCUGCUUUUACCACUCCAACUCUCUUUUAACACACAGAGACAGACAAGUAGACAGUGAACAGAUGACUCUCUGCUUUUCCAAAUUACAAAUCCCCCCCAAAUGCUUGAUCAGAUGGCGUCCCGCAGCUCUGUCUGUCUGCCAGUGCAGCUCCUGAUAAAAUGCUGCCAUCAUGUGGCUGAAUGUGGUAACUGCGGGACAUGUCAGGCACGUUUUGUGAGACGCAAUUAGGAGCCAAUGACUUGCUCCCUCUAUUGUGCUAAUAAAUAUCUGCCCUGUGAAAGAAAGCGAAGAGGCAACAGCUUAUUGGUGAUGUGUUUCCACAAGUUUCUGCUGAGAAGUUACAUUCCUGCUGUCCCAAACAAAAAAAAAAAAAAAGAAAAAGGUUAAAAGUGAGUCAUGUUCCUUGAGGCAACUGAAGAAAUUGGAAGCAGUUUCUCUCUUGAGAUAAAGUGUUGCGCAGACACGUCUGACCAAAGAGUUAGGAAUAAAAUCCACCCAGAACUACAGCCCUGUGUACACAACAGAGUCUGUUUAACCUUUUCUGGAACUUUUUGCUUGUGGUGCCUGACAAAACACACCAGACUUCACACCAGGAACCUGCAUACAAGACUACCGAUUAAGGAAUGUUAAGCAUAUCUUUUCUAAAAACAAACUUUUACGAUCCAUCUGGGAUCUCAUGGUGACUGAGAAGAUGAUCUCAGUCCAAGUUAUUGGCUGGACUCAAGCACGAGCACGGCCUCUGCUCUGUUGUUUCAUGAAUGUUGACUAACAGUGUGCUGUGUCGACUUGUGCGCACUCUCCUUAUACAUGCAUGUGGACAAGAAACAGACAUGUGAACACACAGACAUGCAUGCACAAACACACAUACACAAGCUCAUAACAGAUACACCACUCAUCAUUUUCUACUACUAAUGUGAAUCUUAAUGUUUACAAAAGAAAUUCUGAAUACCUGACAGUAGGUUUGGACAUAAGGUGAACAGCAGCUUCCCUGAGGACAGGGGGUGUUUCCUGCCAUAGAAACACAACAGCUCCACAUGUGUCUUUUGGUCUUUUUCUGUCUAAAUAUUUUGUCUUCCACUCAAGACACAUAAAGGUAGAUAGAGGCUGAACAUGGCAGAGAAAACUAUAAAAAAGAGGAGGUCAGGCAGGUGUUUUCCAUCCGCCAUCAUAUCUUUCAGCAAGCGAGUGUUUCCCAUUUUUCUUCUUUUUAUUAUAAAAACUACUGGAGGGCAGAUAAAGAGCCCAAUCAGCUUUAUCGUCUGUGGUAUCCAGCGCUUCAAAAAACAGAAAUAGUUUAAAAGCAGCCUCAAUUUGCUGCAGGCGAUGCUUACAGAGAAUAGACACACCCUUUACAGGAACGACAAUCACAGUCAAAGUGGCCUGAGUCUUGGCAUGAAUUUUAUUUUUGGGGAUAAAAAAAAAAAAUCUGGUAAUUAGAAAAGCUUCUAAAUUAAAUUAUUCAAAUCAUUACUUAUCGUUUUGAUUUGUAUAACCCUUUUUCAGCUUACUGGGGGACUGAUAACUGAUAAAAGAUUAAAAAAAAUA
Messenger RNA from Melanotaenia boesemani (Boeseman's rainbowfish), 3559 nucleotides. It is a transcript of the gene nkain2, whose product is annotated as sodium/potassium transporting ATPase interacting 2. Gene Ontology annotation, biological process: regulation of sodium ion transport. The transcript has 7 exons. The coding region runs from base 1335 to 1961 and encodes 208 amino acids. The record is from RefSeq and is a predicted model, not a curated record. Lineage: Eukaryota; Metazoa; Chordata; Actinopteri; Atheriniformes; Melanotaeniidae.